UCUGAAUAUUUGGAACAUUCCUUUGACCCCUGAGGCAAUGUUUAUACACGGUCAUCUCAGGUCACCUAGCGAAACGAUACUUCCCCAGCGAAGUUAAAACCACCAGAAGAACCAUGCAGCAUUUUAAGGAGGCGUUUUCCAAACACAUGAGACAGCCGUCCGGGGGACCUGUAGGCUGGCUGGUCAAGAGAUUUCUUGAGAAAAGAAACGAUGGUCUUGAGAGGCAGGCGGCGAAGCUUCUCAACAUCAAACCGCAUCAUAACGUACUGGAGGUUGGUUUUGGUCCCGGACUCGGACUAAAACACGCUUUAAACUACAUGGGACCGGGCGGUCCAGGUAAAGUCUAUGGACUCGACAUUUCUACGCAGAUGGUGGGCAUCGCCACCAAGCGAUUUCAAUCACACAUUGCAGCUGGAAAACUUCAGGUUACCCUCGGAAGUGUUACGGACCUCCCAUACGCCGAUAGGUCUAUGGACGGUAUAUUCCACGUCAACUGUUACUACUUCUGGGACGAUAUGAACCAAGCUUGUGCAGAGCUGCACCGCGUACUGUCGCCAGGCGGCGUGAUGGUCUCCACUUUGAAGAAGAAGAGGCUUGAGCUGUUGAUUGACAGGGGUUACAAUAGAUAUGCACAUAAACUGAAUCCAGACGAAUACAUGGCGGUAUUGGAGCAGACUGGGUUCACGGGAGUGACGCUAGAGCACUUCGGAAAAGGACAAACAACUUUUGAAGCAAUAUUUGCAUAUAAGGAGGCAGGAGGUAGUAGAAGUGCAGUAAUAAAGUAACAAAGAUUUGUUUGCUUGCUUACGUGUUUGUGUUAUUUCUGAGACCUAGUGUUAUCACUGAUUGUGUUUACAGUACAUUGCAUCUUUGCAAGUCAAGCAAGCAAUCAUACUGCAGAAAUAUCGUACACAUAUUGAUAAAACUUUGUACAAUAGAGGCCAGUUAAUUACACAAUUAAUUACCGCACACUUCUGUUAAUUGCACGGGAUCCCCAAAUCCCAAACCGGAACGGUCCAGCUAGCUUACUUCGCAUUGUUGCACCACCCGAUAAAUGCACAAAUACUGUGGCAAGUGGGGUGUGCAAUUAAAUUAAUUCUACUGAGAACGUGGGUGUAACGUACGUGUUUCAAUGUGAACAGGUUUUACGGGUCUGGAUUAUUUAAUGCGGUUAAGACAGCAUUUAUCAAGUUCAUGCUAGGCGAAAGACCAACAGAUUUUGUUUAUCACGUAACAUAAAAUAAAACCUUGUUUGUUAUUCACUCCUGUUAGCACAUUUACACCCUUAAAAUAUCCUUCCGAGUACGUCCUGUGGUCCAUAUUUCUAUAUUUGGACACUUUUGCCUGGUUGCAUUCCAUAGGGGCGAACGUCACCGUUUGGGCAACUUUCCCAGAUAAACUGUUGUUGCUGUAGUAGACGGAGUCGUAAGGUGCAAAACAGGCCCAAACUGUACAUAAAGCUCAGCCGAACCGAUGUUAGAUGAAGAGAUAGAUGAAUAUGCAACGUACUUCCUACUUUUUCUAUAUGGUGAUCUGUGUACAUGUAUCUAACCAUUGCAUCGGCAUCAAAUUCGGCGCAAUUACAAGGAUUUGGGAGAUAGGCGUCCAGAGGCAUCCGGUUGUUUUCUUUUCGUAGCAUAUUACAUUCAGAACGUUGCUGUUGAUAUAAGAUCUAAAUUUUACAUAACAGUGAUAGCUUUUGCCUUUAUUUGUAGUCAGCCCAAACCCCAUUCCGGUAUUUCUGAAGAAGCCCUAAUUAGCACUUUACCGUGACCGAUACCCAGUAAACACUAAAUGUUAUGACAAACCAACUUGAUUAGGUGACAAGCUUUGACUGCGCCCAGGAAAGCUGGGGGUCAUGUUAGCGUUUCCCAGUCCAGCCUUAACAGUCUUCCACAGAGCAGAGUUUUGGAGGCACGCAGAAUGUUGUUCGCCUACACUGCUGUGAUAAUUCUCAUGGUUACCACGCCCAAUGGGUUAACAGAUGCCUUGGACUGCCUGGAGUGCACCAGUACGGACGAGAGCUCGCUCUGUGCCAGCGAUCCGUGGAACGGUGCAGAGAUAUCCGCCUGUCCGGAAGGUUAUAACAGGUGCAUGACCGUCAGACUGGACCUGAACGGCAACUUGACGAUCUCCCGGGCAUGCGCUACCCCCGAGAACUGCUCGGCUCCCAACCCGUGCUGGGGAGCGCUCGGGUCCUGCUCCGUCAACAGGCAGCUCUACUGCUGUAACACCGACGUCUGCAACGACCACCUCACACGACCAAUCACAGACUCAGCUGAGGAGAUCCCGAUGACGACAUCACCAACUCAGACCCUGAUUGGUGAUGAUUUGGCUGGUACAACGAUCAGUGCCACACCCUCUGGAGUGGCAGUCACCGGAGGAGGGACCUGCAGUAUCUUUGGCGGAGUCUUGUCGUUUUCACUCCCACUUGCUGUCCUGAUCAUCACGAAACCGUAACGUUUCUACAGACCACCCUAUAAGAAUACUUAAUUUUGUAAUGUUCAAUCUACAGCUCCUUCUCAGACUAGAAAUGUUUUGUUUUCACUCAAAAUAAAGUGUGCUAUGGCAGCUAUGGAAGUGUUGUAAAGUUGGUGCUUUUGAGCACAGUCGGAUAUAGCAGUAUAAGUGAUUUGAAUGGCGGAUGCUGGCUUAUCUGAACUAUCAUAAUAUCCGAACCUAUUCUAACCGAUAUAUCCCAGACUGUUAAUAAUUGUACACGUAUCUUCAUUUUUUGUUAUUUGAAAUUGAAAUUAAUUAUGCAGAUAAAUCAUAAUUGUGCUCUUUUUAGUUCAGAUUUGCAGUAGGGCAGUGCCUUAUCAGUGCCUUAUCCUGCUCAGUGCCUUAUUUCAAUUUUUCAGUAUUGUGGCAGAAUUCUGUGAUUUUCCUGGUGCAUGUGUUUUCAAAAUAAAAAGAAAGGAAUUCCGUAAACAAUGAUAUAUGAUUUCAGCAAAUGUAGUACCGCCAGUAGCCACCGCGUCUUGCUACCAAUGCACAAUGCAGCUCUAUGUUUCUGUCAUGACGUCUUCUAGUGUACAUGUGGUCUGUAUCGCCUACACAUCUCUAGGACACUUCCGUUUAAUCAGAUGGAUAUCUGUAUGUCCCCGGCAGGGCUUGUUCAGUAUUACCCUGCCUUUGUUACUGUUGAACAAAAGACCGAGUGUCGUUUUGUCUCGCGAGAUUUCACGUGACGUCACCGCGUCUCACUCGAUUUCAACUUCUUGGCCCAGCCCUCCACUUCAGUCUAGCUUCCCCACGCCCAACCUUUGCUUACAUCUGAGACGUUCGUGGAACCAAGAAAACUUUCCGCGAUACGUCAGCAGCUGCGUGCAUCUAUACACGGGAGCAUCCAUGUGAUUGUCAUCUUGCAAACAGCAAACUCCGGAAAAGUGUCCCAAAAUAUGAGGCGGGUUGCGGUGCUAGCGGUGCUGUGCGCGCUGUUGUUACGCGUGUCGGCUCUGCGGUGCUGGGAGUGCCGGUCCCGGGGAGAACACACCCGGUGUGAGUACCGGCCCGGCCUGGUGGCCAGGACCACGCAGUGCACGGACAGGGAGACUCGAUGUCUGACCUCCAAAGCCAAGUCUAACGGCCACGUGACUGUUGUGCGCGGGUGCGCCACGCCUGCGCGUGGCAUCCUGUCCGACUGUGACGGUGUGACGGGAAACUGCUCCAACCAGCAGUACUGCUGCGCCUUCGACAUGGGCAACGACGAGUUCUCAGCAACCGUUACCAUGGAAACCACAAUUCUCACCACCCUGCGUGAUGAGGAGGACCAAACCGAAACCGUCACAUCCGACCCCGGGCGGAAGGCGCCGAAGAUUGGCGUCGUCAUGGGGAACGCAGGACAACGCGUCGUUCGUGAAUUCGGACUCAUUGUAGCGUGUUAUUGUGUUCUUUUGAUGACGUCAUGGUGAAUCAGCGCUGACCUUGACCAUGGACACUUAGAUGCUUGUACAUACGUGCUUAGUGGUUAGGGCGUGUCUGGCGAUGAAGAAUAUCUCGUUAUUUAAAGCCGUAGUGGGAAACAGCCGUGAUAGUAUAUGUUGAUGCGUGUCUGGUGCCGUCUACGCAUGCGUAAUUAUUCAAAGAUGACAGGAUAUGUACAACAAUGCUUCUUAAGUUAUGCACAAUUGUCAGAAAUAUAUUUCCUCGUUCACCUUCACCUUCUCAACAUUAGUAAACAAAUCAAAUUGAAGAAUCCAGAUUUCAGUCAGAUUAAAAACGAGUAAAGAGGUUUUUGAAAAACACUCUCCUGUGGAGAUUCUCUUGUGAACUCAAAAAUAGCCUUUUCUUACUGAUACAUGAACAUGAAGCAAAAUCUUACAGCUAUACAUUCAAGUUGAACUCCUGUAAUCUAAAUGUACCUAGGACUGAGGGAAUUGAGGGGUCCAAUAACGGAAACUGGCGAAAUAUAUUUAUAUAAACGGUGAA
Branchiostoma floridae (Florida lancelet) is the source of this 4431-nucleotide messenger RNA. RefSeq lists its product as uncharacterized. NCBI's taxonomy places the organism in Eukaryota, Metazoa, Chordata, Leptocardii, Amphioxiformes, Branchiostomatidae. The transcript is spliced from 8 exons. The record is from RefSeq and is a predicted model, not a curated record. The coding region runs from base 3402 to 3914 and encodes 170 amino acids.